AUGCCGGUCGCUGUCGUUACUGGUUUGUUCUAAUUAUUAUUACUAUUUUUUUCGAAUCUAUUUUCAAAAAUAUAGAUAUCGUUUGAUCGUAGACCAUAAAAAAAGGAAAUUCGUAUGAAAAAAAAAUGCCGGAUAACAAAGAAUUCCAUCUAGUUACUGUACAAAAAGGUUUAGAAAUUUCAAAAACCGCGGUGAAAAGCCCGAAUUUUUGAACAAAAAAACUGAUUUUGAAAGGGAAAAAUCUGUUUAAAUACAUGAGCUUGGAGGCGGGAUGUGAGUAAUCCGGACCAAGAGGAUGAUUAAAAUUUAGUGAAGCGUAGAUAAAUUUUUCUUUUGGUAAUUCUAUCGCCCACGCGCCUCUUCCACACUUCAAAACACCUACAAAAUGAUUAACUCCACAUAAAUCCAAAUGUCAAAAGGCCGCUGGAAGGCACACGGUAAUCAGAACGGAGCCUUUGCAAAAUAAACAGCCCUGACUCAUCGAAAAGUCACAAACUAACACGCAAAAUUAAUAAAAAAAAUUGGUUUUAAGAACUCAUAGAUGCUCCAAAUAGAUUUUCAGUCUUAAAAAUCUCAGAAAACUUCCGGAAUUCACAUUUCAAAAUAAAAUCGUUGUCAGGAGCUUCAUCCGGCAUCGGGAAAGCUGCGGCAAUCCGUUUGGCUCGCGAAGGAUUCAGUGUAUCGCUUUCUGGUCGGAAAGAAGAUGCCCUCAAAGAGACGGCCGACGAAUGUAUCAAAGCCGGUCUGAAACAGGAUCAAGUUGGAUUUUAACAAAAAAAAUUGUAUCGAAAUUGGUUUUUUGCAGGUUGUUCUCAAUGUUGGUGAUUUGACGGACUUUGAUGCCGCCAAGAAACUGAUUGAAAACACUCUCGCCAAGCUCAACACCAUCGAUACUUUGGUAAUAAUAUUUCCAAUCAUCUUUUCUUUGCUGGAACUUUUCAGUUCCAGAUUAUUCAAUUUUCGGGAAAUUUUGAGACGUACGCGUUUCAAAAACCUCAGCGAAUUCUCGUUUGAGACUAUUCGACUAGAUUUCAAACCUGCUAAACUGAUAAUCCAUCGAAGUCGGAGAAAAUAAAAAACCUAGCAAACUAAAGUUAAAAUCAAUCCACUUACCUUUGUCUCGUCGAUUUUUUUGCAUACGGAGGAGUUUGCAUUUCGUAGUGACUGAAAAAAUUAAAAAUUGAAAAAAAAAAAUUGGAACUAGAAGUACGUCAGUGUAUUGUGAGCACGCAGAAAGCGCCAAUAGAGAAUGGUUAGCGUGAAUUUGGAUAUUUCUUGAAAAAAAUCAUGAAUUUUGAGGGAAAUCGACUUUUUUCAUGUUUUUCAUGUCAUAUCAUUCAGAAAUCAUAAUUAAGAUCAACUCGGCGGGGAUUUUGACAAAUGGAGAAGUUAAUAGCACGGAUAUCGAAGUCUACGAUAAGCAAAUGGACGUCAAUGUACGCAGGUUUGUAACUUGGAAAAUUAUUGAUUUUUGCGUUCGAAGUUUUGUGAAAACAUUUCCUUAGUAUAUUUUCUAAAUAUUUGAAAGUUUUCAGCGUGAUAUACUUGACAAAAUUAGCCCUACCACACAUCAUCAAAUCGAAAGGAAACGUUGUCAAUGUCAGCAGCAUUGCUGGACCUUGUCCGGUUCGUUUUCAAGGCUCUUUCUUUGAAUGUGAUCCAAUUGAACGUACAGUUCCCCGGUGUCACUUACUACUCUAUUUCAAAAGCGGCUCUGGAUCAAUUUACCAAGUGUUUGGCAUUGGAAAUGGCGCCCCACGGUGUUCGGGUCAACUCUGUGAAGUUUACAAUUUUCCUAACAUAUUUUCCACAGUUUGGUCGCAUUUGGAAUGACUCAUAUCCCUAGAAACCACUUUUGGGAAAUGAACUUGCUUCGAAAACACGUCGAGCCAUUCCAAAUGCGGCCAGCGAGAAGAAAAGUGAGUCAAGUUCGAAUUUCUCAGUCCUGGCGUCAUAGUCACUGACAUUCACAAGCGAGCUGGAAUGGGCGACAAGGAUUAUGAAGCGGUGAACUGAUUUAAGUGGGAAAAUAAUUGUAUAAUAAAUAUUUUUUCAGUUCCUAGAAAAAUGUAAAUCGACACAUGCUUUGGGCCGUGCUGGCGAUGUUGAUGAGGUGAGCUACCGAAAAAAAAAAAUUCGAUUUGAUCUUUAAAAUCGAGGAAAACGUAACGGUAAUGAAUUUUUGGCUUGAGCGUAAUGUCAAAAAAAAACGAGCCAUUUUUCGGCGAUUUUUUGAAGAGUUUCCCAUCAAAUUCGCAGCUUUUUUUCAGGUUUCCGAGGCGAUUCUGUUUUUGGCAACGAGCCGAAGUUCUUUCACUACUGGUGAACUGCUUCGUGUCGACGGAGGCCGCGGAAUUAUGUUCCCUCGAUAA
This is a messenger RNA of Caenorhabditis auriculariae, 2372 nucleotides long. The record is from the annotation of a GenBank genome assembly. NCBI's taxonomy places the organism in Eukaryota, Metazoa, Nematoda, Chromadorea, Rhabditida, Rhabditidae.